AUGGAGGAGAUCGCACAAAGGGUCCAAAUGUUGCCCGAAAAGACCUUGAAUGCAAUUGCCAAGGGCCCGUUGGUCAAAUUGACAUUGAACUGUACCGAUACCGAACAAAUCACACGGGUGUGGCAAUCCCUAAUUUUGACACUAUCCACCCCGUCUCUCUCCAGCGGCCAUACUAUGGCAGUUUGCAAUGCAACAUCUGCUUUCCUGGAUGCCGCCGCCAAUGCUAAGCAUCAAGGAACCAAGCAAUUGGCACUAAAUACUGACACCUGGAUGACGGUUUUCAAUAUAUUCCUGGGCCGAUACGAGGAUGCCAAACCAAAGGCGCUGAAGCUACUUCUCGGCUCGCUGGCUACCAUCUUAGCCAAGCACCUCAAAGGAGAGGCAAGAGCUCUUAUUCAACGCAACAUCGUCACAGCUACAUUUCCUAGUGUUGUACUUGGUGAGCCCCGAUCUCGCUUGAAAGGUUCCCUUGUAUGCCUAGAGUGGGUGAUUCGCAAGGGUGCUAUUCUCCCGUCCGAAUUGAUCCAUUUAAUCCAACAGUGGCUGCUCGAGAAUCGUGCCGAAUGGGUACCUGUCUUUGAGAAGGAUUUCAAUAUCCUCUUUUCGAAUGACCUACAGACCACCCCUAAUUUGAUGGUCACCGACCUACCAGAAGAAUUCGCCGCUAAUAUCUUCUUCCUCGGUCUUCUGACUCAGACCAAUAACCGUGAAUUUUCUGGUACAGGCGGUGGGCUAUUAUCAACCUUCUUGCAAAAGCUCAAAACAGAAUCUCCGACAAAGGAGCUUUCAAACAUCUGGGUGGCUCCUGUCAAGCACAUCAUGUUGCGCAGCAUGGACCACCUCGAGGCUCUCUCCAGCCAAGUCCUCGAGCCUCUAUUCGUAAUUGAUCCGGCUGGCUUCCGGUCAUUUGUGGAUUCCCUUCCUUUUAAGAAUUUCCUGGCCGGAGACAUGAGUAACGCUCGGGAAUCGGAGUUCAUUUUGCUUUUCUCAGCCCUUCAAAUGGGCAAGAAAUCCAAUCUUGUGCUCGACGACUUUGAUUCUACGAAGCCUGAUGAUAAAAAGGAUAACGCUCUUCCGAAAUUGGUGUUGAGGAGCCAGGUUGUCGGCCGGUUCCUAUUCCAUAAUGAACCCAAGAUCCGAGUUGCGGCGUUGUCCUUGUUGAUCACAGGACUGUCGACGGUCAAGCCAUUUACCGCAUCUGCUACAAAUGCGAUUCUGCGAGGGCUCCCGUCCAUGCAUGCGGACUCUGAUGCCUACAGCAGAGGAGAGAUCAUGAGUCUCACCCGCAAAUUUAUUCUGCGCCUGAAGGGCGGUGUCGUGAAGGAUGAGGAUGCAUCACAGAUUUCUGAUUCUGCUCCUGGAAAACAGUCUGUGGGUCUAAGCAGAAGUGAUGACGAGACCCAGAAAUGCCUCGCGACAUAUCUCGAUUUCCUACAAAAGGAUUUGUGUGUCACGGCAUCCUACGCGCGCCACAUCAGCGCCCUGAAAGCCCUCAAUCUGUUGCUAGUAUCUGGUUUGGAUCCAAGGGCAGGUAUUACACCGAUGAAGUCAGAAAUGCAAACUCAUUGGAAGUCGCAUAUGGAGGUGUUCAAUACCCGCUUGCUACGGUUGUUGGUUGACCUUUUACUUGACCCAUUCGAAGAAGUCCGACAUACAGCACUUUCCAUUAUAAACACCUUCCCACGAGAUAUUCUUUUCAGUGCAUCUUCGAAUACUGUUAAUCAGCAAUCUGCUGCUGGAAUGCGCCUGACCGAUGCUCUAUCCCGUGCUGAAAACAUGGCUAGCAGAACCAGCCGAGCUGAUCACGCUGACACUGUGGCUCGACUAUACCAUGUCCUCUUCUGUGCUGCUCUACCACCAACCUCCUCCGAAGAAGCCAGCGGUUGGUGGACAACUAAAUACUCGGUUGUUGACAAGAUUAUCACCAACCUGGAGCAACGCCUUUCCUCCCCAAAGGGAUUGUUCAAUUCCAGUUUGCGUGAAGUUCCGCUCCACGGUUACAUAUCUGGUCUGAGAUAUAUCAUCCUCAUGCCGGAAUUCCAUGCUCUAGUGUCAUCAGAGGAUAACUCUGUAGCCUGGAGAUCUAUUCACGGUCGAAUUGUCAAUAUUUGUGAUCGUGUCUGGCAAGAGGUCAAGCCUGUCUUGUGCAUUGACUCCCCCGAAGGCCAUACAGACGAACCUAUCGAGGACCUUUCAGUGGGCCCUAAGGACAUACUGUCGUACUCGUGGAGAGCGCUUCGAGAAACUAGCUUGCUUCUUCAUGCCACGAUGGUGAAUACUACCUAUGGCCCGGACAAUGCAGCUGGCCUCAACCGCGAAGACUUCGAGCAGGUUGGGCAAAGCAGUUUCACUCAGUUAGCCGAAUUACGCCACAGAGGCGCAUUUUCCACAGUCUCAAGUACCUUUGCAAUCUGCUGCCAACGUUGCAGUCACUCAAAAGACACCUCUAUCCAAGAACUUCCCCAAGCAUGGUAUCAGCGUGCGAAGAAGACGAUCUUUGAAUCGGCUUCUAAGCUUACUCGCCGAUCUGCUGGUAUUCCAGCACUGAUCACAGGCGUUCUGUGCGCGGUUCCUGGUACACCUUUCUUCAAGGAAGUAUUAAAUGAGUUGCAUGAAAUCUCCCGCUUGGAAGUGCAAUACAACAAGGAGAAGCAGUAUCUAGAACUUCCCCAAGUGCACGCCAUGAACUGUUUGAAGGAUAUAUUCGUUAACAACAAGCUCGGCCCACACACCGAGCCUUUUGUCAUGUCGGCUCUCACUCUUUCUGCCGAACGACUUGCAUCGCCUAUCUGGGCUCUCCGAAAUUCCGGACUGAUGCUCUUCCGAGCUCUUCUGACCCGAAUGUGUCGCGCAAUGCCUAAUACUGGCGGAGGUUUCGGCGGUGAUUCUGGGUCAGAGCCAGGGUCUCAAAUCUCCUUCCAAAAAUACCCCGGUCUCCUGGAAUUGCUAUCUAAUCUCCUGGUCACCUCCGAGGGAGCGACAGCUGAAGGAACUGAUAUUAUCACUGAGCGCAUCUUCCCUGCACUGGAGCUCAUCGGAGAGAAGAUCCCCACCCCAGAGGACAACAAUGAUGCGAUGCUUUGUGGCUUGGUUUCCGAACAUUUCAAGAGCCCUGUGUGGGGAAUCAGAGAGCAUGCAGCGCGUGUAUAUGCCUCUCUCCUUACACGGGCGAAUAUUCUCGAUGGCGUUCACAAUCUCACCAACAGCCUAAGUGGACAAGUCACGGAGAACUUCAUUCAUGGAACUAUUCUCUGUGUCAGAUUUUCUUUGCGCCGGUUUGCGGCCACCACCGAUAAUUUUUGGACCUCUCAUCUUGACCAAACUCUCUCAACCCUUCGUCACGUUUUGGCAACUGCAUUUCCCGUGGCCAAAUCUCCAUAUGUUGCGAGUGCGCUAGUCGAAAUCCUGAACGACAUACUAGAGCGGAGUUUCAAGGCCAAUGUCGAGGAUCGAGCUACACUUCUCAUCCAAGCUCUCUGUGAAGACCACGACCUGGGUGGCAUUAUGAAGCAUGUUUUCGACAACAAUGAAUUAAACUGGAAACUAACGAGCACCACUCGGUCGUGCUCUCUUCUCAGGAGGUCACUUGCUUGGUGCAAGGUUCUCACAUCUCUCGCGAGCAAGUCAUGGGAAGGCUUGCCUGUGUUCUUCAACGAAGUUAGCUCCUUCGACCCGGAUUCCGCGACAUGGAUCUGUGAGCAACUCGAUGAGACACCGGAACAGCAGUCGAAUAUACGAAGCCAGUUUCUGGUCUCGGUCAGGAUACUAGCCGCUUCAAAUCUGGCGUCGAUCCUCGAAGGAACGCUUUCGUCGCACACAGAGAAGAUAUCUGAACUUGAUUUGCCUUUUCGGGAUCUGGCACAAAGCUUCCAACCUCAGAAGGAGUUUGAGAAUUGGAACAGACAAGCUACAGAUGCAGGACUUCGUCUUCAAGGAUGUUUCCUCGCGGUUCACUCCUCUGGCGAGAAACUCGACUUUGCAUCGCUUCAUCGGGAUAUCCAUGAUUGGAUCAUCAAGCUGCGAUCCGCGCUAAGCGAAGAAACAGAAUUCACAACACGAUAUGCUGCAGUGUCAUCACUCCGAAGCUUUUCUCGGGGAUUCCGGCCCUCGGGUAAAGCACCUCGAGUCGACUCUACACUUCUAGACGUCUACCUCAUUCUUUAUGACCUCUUGAAUGAUGACGACGAGGAGAUCCGAGAAGUGGCUGCAUCGACAGCAUCCUGGGUUCUCUCAUACUCCUCUGUCUCCCCAGGAACUGCCGUUGUGCUGGGUCCCCUAAACGCGAGCUCACUGCUUGCCACCUUCAUCACAGAGCACUACUCAGACUCUGCACAAUUCGCUCGGCGAACGGUACGCUACCUGACCGGACAGGAACCUCGAAUCAGCGGUUCAGAUAACCAGACUCAUCUUGUCGCGGUGUCCGAUCUAAUCGCCGAGUCCCGCCAGGAGCACACUGUACUGUUUAUGGAGGAGAAGCAGAACCUGUUCAUUGAUUACGUACGAGAAGUCGACGUGUGGUCCCAAGCGCUUGUGAACUUGAAGAAAAACGCGUGUCCUGAGACGCUCAUGCGCCAGCUAUCGAGUUGGGUUUUCGAAGGACUGCAAUAUCUUUCAUCGCUUGUUUCUCAGGAUUCUGGACAGGAUGGACUUCUGGGGUGGCUUUCAAACCCUGAGUCUUUCGCGCUCGGGGUCCGGGUUAUCAGCAUCUCAGUUGCACUGGCAUCCAAGAAUUUUGCAGUGCCAGAGUAUCUUGAGGCUGAGCAACACGCCCUCCGCGGACAGUUGCAAUUGUUGCUAGAAUUUGGUCAAUUGGCCUCGGUCAAUGAGCAAUGGCUCCGGAGAAUCCAGAUUGGAUUGGAUACAGGGCUGUAA
This is a messenger RNA of Penicillium cosmopolitanum, 4872 nucleotides long. RefSeq lists its product as uncharacterized. Lineage: Eukaryota; Fungi; Ascomycota; Eurotiomycetes; Eurotiales; Aspergillaceae. The record is from RefSeq and is a predicted model, not a curated record. The transcript has 7 exons. Gene Ontology annotation, biological process: tRNA methylation. Gene Ontology annotation, cellular component: cytosol. The coding region runs from base 1 to 4872 and encodes 1623 amino acids.